AUGGACGAACAAAUCCUUCUUGGCGCUGCUCCCUGUCUCCAAUACGUCCCACCUGAGCGUCACGAAGGACCUGCUAAGUUCAACCCCGCUGCGCUGCAUAAGCUGCUGGUAGGAGACGGCGCGGAGGUUCACAAGGAGAUGUUCAACAUCUUCGCCAACACCAAGAUCUUCUGGUCCAAUCCCGACCCUCCACGUGGACACGUGUACACGAGCAUGGACUACAACUCGACCAAGGAGCAGCAGAGGGACGUGACGUUCGAGCGAAUCAUUUUCCUGAGGGACCGAGGGUACUUCAAGGGGUGGCUGACGGACGACAGUCCGGCGAGCGUGCGACGCAAGUCGGCGAUGCACGAGGCCAUUAGCAUGUUCGACCAGUCCAUGGCGGUCAAGCUGGGCGUGCACAUCCACCUCUGGGGUGGUGCGGUGAAGUAUCUGGGGACCAAGAGGCAUCACGACAAGUGGCUGGCUCGCACGGAGGACUACGAAGUGGCGGGUUGCUUCGGACUAACAGAGCUCGGUCAUGGAAGCAAUGUGCGCGGCAUUGAGACGGUUGCGUCGUACGACCCUGCUCGAGAGGAGUUCAUCAUCACAACGCCGUGCGAGACGGCGCAGAAGUACUGGAUCGGAGGCGCCGCCAUGCACGCGAACCACACGGUGGCGUUCGCGCAGUUGCACAUGAACGGGCGCAACGAGGGCGUGCACGCGUUCAUCGUGCCCAUCAGGGACGCGCACGGCCGCGUCAUGCCCGGCGUGCGCAUUGCCGACUGCGGCCACAAGACGUGCCUCAACGGCAUUGACAACGGCCGCAUGUGGUUUGACAGUGUGAGGAUCCCUCGCGAGAAUCUCCUUAACGCAGUGGCAGACGUGACGGCAGACGGUCGCUACAUCAGCCCCAUCCCCGACCCCGACCAGAGGUUCGCUGCGUUUAUGGCGCCAUUGACUGGGGGCCGCGUCACGUUGGCAAUCAGCGCCGUCAACCAGUGCAAGGUGGGUCUGUCCAUCGCCCUGCGCUAUGCGCUCACGCGCCGUGCCUUCGCCCUCACGGCCGGGGAGGAGGAGGUGUUGCUGCUCGACUACCCCACCCACCAGCGCCGCCUGCUGCCCCUCCUCGCCAAGACAUACGUGCUCCACCUGGCGGUGAACGGGCUGCGGGAGCUGUACCUGUCGCGGCGACCCUCUGACGUGAAGUACAUUCACGUGCAGUCGAGCGGGUACAAGGCGAUGAACUCGUGGCACAUGCUGCGCACGCUGCAGGAGUGCCGCGAGGCGUGCGGGGGCAUGGGCGUGAAGAGUGACAACCGCAUCGGGCAUCUGUACGCGGAGCAUGAUGUCAUGACCACGUUUGAGGGCGAUAAUGUGGUGCUCAUGCAGACGGUGAGCAAGGCGAUUCUAGCAGAUUACAUGGCGGCCAAGAGGAAGGGCAAGCCCCUGCACGGGCUGGGACUGGAACACCUCAACGGCCCCCGAGUACCGCUCUCCACCUCGUCCAACCGCGCGAUUCUCCGCGACCUUAAGUUCCAUCUGGCCCUGUUCCGCCUGAGGGAGAGGGACCUGCUGGAGCGUCUAGCCACUCGGGUGAACGUGCUCGUGUCUGCCGGCCACAGCAUCUCAGACGCGCUCAACCAGAGCUUUCAGCUGAGUUCAGACCUGGGAAGGGCGCAUGCGGAGCUAGAGGUGUUGGUGGCGGCCGCAGAUGUGCUGCAGGGGCUGCAGCCUGGACCGCUCAAGGACGUGCUGACACUGCUCACCACGGUCUUUGCCAUGGUCACUGUGGACGAAGACCCGGUCUUCCUCAGGUACGGAUAUGUGAGCACAGAGCAAGGGCAGGCGAUUCACGACGAGGUGGCCUUGCUGUGCAAGGAGGUGCGCCCGCAUGCGCUCCCCCUCGUGCACGCCUUUGGCCUGCCCGGGCACUUGCUAGGACCCAUCGCGUUUGACUGGGUGGACUUCGAGUCAUGGAAGAACGUGGAGCAGGGCCGUGACAAGUGGUCGGGGCAGGUGGCACACCUGUGA
Messenger RNA from Closterium sp. Naga37s-1, 2013 nucleotides. The record is from the annotation of a GenBank genome assembly. Lineage: Eukaryota; Viridiplantae; Streptophyta; Zygnematophyceae; Desmidiales; Closteriaceae.